Molecule: messenger RNA, 2150 nt
Organism: Neurospora tetrasperma FGSC 2508
Lineage: Eukaryota; Fungi; Ascomycota; Sordariomycetes; Sordariales; Sordariaceae
Exons: 2
Coding region: 141-1550 (469 amino acids)
Biological process (GO): inositol phosphoceramide metabolic process; sphingolipid biosynthetic process
Cellular component (GO): inositol phosphoceramide synthase complex
Molecular function (GO): inositol phosphoceramide synthase activity
Source: RefSeq, a predicted model, not a curated record
CCAAAACCUCGACCAGCCUGUCAUGCGCAUGCAGCGACAAUAGAUUCACCAGACUUCGAUUCAAUCGCUUCCUCCCCCCUCACCUCACGCCAAUCGCUAGCGCCCAGUUUCGCUGGUGAUUCCGCCAUCCGCCGCCCAGAAUGCAGGACUUCGAACCCAUCCUCGCCCCGGCCAAGCCGAAGCAGAAGAAGCUUCCCUUCGGCUGGCCGCCAGCCCUCAAGCUCUCGACUCUCAACCCAGUACCUCAGCGCCGGCGGUUGCGUAGGAAAUCCACAGCUUCGCAGGAUAAUGUUGCCGCCCUCAAGACCUCGUUCGACGUGUGGGAGAGCAUAAAAACUCUGCAAACAAGGAAAUGGAAGAUCUACGACAUCCAGCAUGUUGUCUGUCUUGGCUUCAUCCUCUUCUCGCUGUUCAUCUUGCCCUCGGCACCCAUCAUCAAGACGGCCGUCCUGCUCGCUCUCGGCGGCCUGCUUCUGAUGCCCAUCACCCAGCAAUUCUUCUUGCCCUCGCUUCCCAUCUGGACGUACUUGCUGUACUUCUUUGCCAGCCGAUUCAUUGCCCCUGAGUACCGUCCUCACAUCUGGGUCAAGGUCCUCCCUGCGCUCGAGAACGUUCUCUACGGAGCCAACUUGUCCAACAUUCUCUCGGCCCACAGCCACCCUGUCCUCGAUUUGCUCGCCUGGUUCCCUUAUGGAAUCGGCCACUUUGCGCUCCCGGCCAUCUGCAGCGCUAUCCUCUUCCUUUUUGCCGCGCCCGGCAGCACCCCCGUCUUUGCUCGGGCCUUCGGCUACAUGUGCAUGCUCGCCGUCACCAUCCAGCUGAUUUUCCCCUGCACGCCUCCAUGGUACGAGAAGGCGCACGGCUUGGAGCCGGCUCACUACGGCAUGGAGGGUUCCCCCGCCGGUCUGGCCCGCAUCGACAAGCUCUUUGGCGUCGACAUGUACACCACCAGCUUCACCACCGCGCCCUUGCCGUUCGGUGCCUUCCCCAGCUUGCACGGUGCCAACGCCGUCCUUGAGGCCCUGUUCAUGCAGUACUACUUCCCCAAGUUCAAGUACUUCUUCAUCUUCUAUGUUGGCUGGAUCUGGUGGGCCACCAUGUACCUCAACCACCACUAUGCCGUCGAUCUCGUUGGUGGUGGUCUCAUGGCUGCUAUCGCCUACUACAUCUCUCGCGUCAGGUGGCUUCCUCGCCCCCAGCUCGAGAAGCGCACCCGCUGGGAGUACGAGUAUGUCGAGUUCGGUGACCGCCCCAAGACCUACGAUGAGGAGUACGGCAGCGCCAGCGCCUACGGCCUUGGUCUUCUCGAGAGACGCACCGCCAGCGACAGCGACGAGUGGACCCUUGGCAGCAGCUCCAGCCUCGACUCCCUGAGCCGCGGCGACACCGUAUGCGGCAGCAGCAGCAGCACUCCCGAUAUCCUAAGCCCCACCACGCCAAAUGACGAUUUCAAGCAUGUCGUGCUUGGUUUGACGCCCCAGGGUGAUAUCUGGAACGGAGGCAGGCUUGCCCGCGAGAGCGAGCUGAGCGAUGUUGUUGUCUUGAGCUGAAUGAAGAAGCUUCAAACACACGUCCUAGCUUAGCACUCGUAGGCUAACCUCGUGGCUCCCGCUUAUCAUGGCACUCGUCACCUUCAUCCGGAUGUUGCUAUGGGUGAGCCAGCGAGUUUUCGGAAGCCACCAAGCACACUACACCCGCUUCGACCCAACUCGCGCCUUUGCGGACGCAUAGGGUCAAAGUCAGGGCAGUGCACGCCACGCUUCCGAAUCCCUCCCGUUUCCAUUUCCCCUCUUCACCGAAUCUCACUCUCCACACGACAGAACGCGUAGUCUGUCGCUGUACGUUGUAAUGACCCCCAAAUUUUCGAGACUCUCGUUCAACCAUACACACCCUUUUUACAUAAUCUUACUCUUAUACCAUUUUACGACAUUGGCGUUUUUGUUGGGGCACUCACGGCGGGCAAACUAUUUCAAGUUAUUUUACACCCUUGGAUUGUCUUUUUUCACAAUCUUAUGAUCCACAGAGGCGCACGCGCAGAUUAAAGCGGUUUUUUCUCAUAAAGCGGUUUUAAAGCGUAUUAGAACAACAAACCGGCGAUACCCCACACCACAUUUCUCUCGCUCAUAUAUAUAUAUAUAUAUAUAUAUAUA